ACUGAAAGAGCGGCAAGCCAAUUUGGCCUGCUCUCGGCGCGUGUUAUUGGUUUCUGGAACUUGCAGUUUGCUUAUUUCUUCAACUCCAAACGCGUCUGUCGGCUCGCCGGUUUAUUGAAAUCUAGUGCAGAGUUUUCAUUGCUUGAAUAAGGAAAAAGGAGAUGGGCCAACUUUUAAAUCCAUUUAAAGGAUCUAUUUUCGUUAGCAAAGCAGUUGCUCAAGAUUCACCAAAGUUAUAUUAUCAGAAUCUAUUUCCCUACUUCACAAAGUAUGAUAGAUAUCAUGCUGUCUUAGCGUCAACGGAAGCACGACGUUGGGGGGUAGUCUAUUGUAAGAAGAACACGGUGAACUCGGAGGACCAUGCUCCUAGUUGGUGGAACUUAGAGGCUGUUCCACAUGUGCAAACUCUUAGAGAGUUUCCUAGGGAAGAACUUGCCGGAAAAGUUGUCACGGUCAGGUUUGAUUCAACCCUACUGCUAAUGGAAGAAAUCGACCUAAGGAUUAACUUGGUGAAGAAUGCAAUCUUCACCGUUAAAUACUUGCACAAGUCUGGAGCAAAAGUGAUACUUGCCAGCAACUGGAAUACAAACUCUAUUACAAGACAUCCCAAUAUGGAGUCUGUAGCUGAUUAUUUGACCUCUGUUCUUCAACUCAAAGUUCUCCCAGUACAGUGCAGUUCCAUUAGUAUGAUGUCGACCAAAGAAUGCUUCGAGAAAGUCGACAUUCUUCUUCUCCAGAAUCUUUCAGAGUUCAAAGAAGAAGUUGCCAAUUGCUCAAAAUUUUCCAAGCUGCUAUCUUUAGGUGUUGAUAUUUUUGUUAAUGACUCCUUCUCCCAAUCUCAUAGAAUUCUUGCAUCCACAGUUGGGAUUACUCGUUUCUGUUGUACCUGCAUUGCUGGUUUUAGCUUUCAAGAAAGUUUAUGUCAGCUAAAGGAGGCUGCACAAACCAAGAGGCAACCUUACGUUGCAAUUAUUGGAGGAGGCAACCUCUUAGACAAGGUGUCUGCCUUGCACCUUUUAGCUUCCACAUGCUCUGCGUUGGUCUUUGUUGGAAUGAUGUCAUUUCAGAUAAUGCAUGCCUUGGGGCUGCCUGUUUCUUCACGGCUGGUGAAUCAUAGUGUAUGUAAGGAAGCUGCAGACGUAUUUCAGUUUUCACUUGAUAAAAGCGUACAAAUUGUGUACCCAAAGGAUUUCUGGUGCAAGAAUGUAGACACUUCAAAGAAAAUGGAAAUAUUUGCUUCUCAUGAUAUUCCAGAUGGCUGGCUACCGGUCGAUCUUGGUCCGACAUCAUUGGAUGAAAUAAACGCCCUGCUAAUGAAGAGCAAGAAAAUUAUAUGGAUUGGUCCAGUGAAAUUCUUUAAUUCAAGCCAAAGUACGGGUGGAGCUUCUAUAUUAGCAAGAAAGCUAUAUGAUCUAAUCCAAAGUGAUUGUGAUGUAACUGUUGUUGGAACCACAGCAUGCAAAUCACUGAUGCAGGAAUCAAGUACUUUACCUGCUUGUAAUGUCUUUGAGAAUGCUUCUGUUGUGUGGGAUUUCUUGAAAGGGAAACAACUUCCAGGGGUUCUGGCCUUGGAUAGAGCAUACCCAUACAAGAUUAACUGGGAUGCAGUCUUUUGUGAUAUAGCUCUGCCUUUGGUGGUUGACAUUGGAAGUGGUAAUGGGAUGUUUCUUCUGGAAAUGGCCAGAAGAAGGAAGGAUCUCAAUUUUCUUGGUCUAGAGAUUAAUGAAAAGCUUGUGAAACGUUGUCUACAUUCUGUUUGUCAACUGGAGAUGCGGAAUGGGCACUUUAUCGCGACCAAUGCAACGUCAACGUUUCGCUCCAUUGUAUCUAGCUACCCAGGGGAGUUAGUGCUUGUCUCUAUACAGUGUCCCAAUCCUGAUUUCAAUAAACCAGAGCACAGAUGGAGGAUGCUGCAAAGGUCAUUAGUGGAGGCAGUGGCAGACUUGCUUGCAGCUAAUGGGAAGGUGUUUCUUCAGUCCGAUGUUGAAGCUGUUGCUUUAAGAAUGAAGGAAGCUUUCUUACUAUAUGGAAAAGGAAAACUAUCUGUUUUUCAAGAUCAAGUUGGGGAAGGAUGGCUAAGUGAGAACCCAUUUGGAGUAAGAUCGGACUGGGAGCGUCACGUAUUAGAUCGUGGGGAUCCUAUGUUCAGGAUAAUGCUAUCAAAUUCAACUACAGUCAAUGAAGCUCAUCUUGAGCCAUGAAAGUAUACUGUAACUGGUCUUCCGGUUCAUGAACUUUCAACUUCGUGUUUUACUUAAUCAAUGGAGGCGGUUCUCAUCAAUCAAGUUCAUGGUUGCUAGGCAGUCCACGUUGCCUCAUUCUUAAUAACUCGACUCGGGGUUGCAAGGCAGUUGUCAGUCGCUUUUGUACUAAUAAUUGAAUUAGCUGCUGCAUGUUAACCAACCAUGAAGAAUAUGACAACUUUUUUAUUCUCU
Messenger RNA from Cucurbita maxima (winter squash), 2435 nucleotides. Its product is annotated as phosphoglycerate kinase, cytosolic-like. Gene Ontology annotation, cellular component: cytosol. Bases 162 to 2201 code for a protein of 679 amino acids. The record is from RefSeq and is a predicted model, not a curated record. Gene Ontology annotation, molecular function: ADP binding; ATP binding; phosphoglycerate kinase activity. The transcript is spliced from 14 exons. Gene Ontology annotation, biological process: tRNA modification; glycolytic process; gluconeogenesis. Lineage: Eukaryota; Viridiplantae; Streptophyta; Magnoliopsida; Cucurbitales; Cucurbitaceae.